GUUUAUGCGGUUUGUUUUGUUUUGGAUUGGUUUCAGUCUGUGGAACUGCAACAAGUGACACAAAAAUCGAGCAGUAAAUGAAAGAAGUGAUGAAAUUUCUGUUUGUUUCUUGAGAAACUAAGCUAAAAACGUACUUGUGCUCGAAGGCAGACAGAAGACCAGCAAAAUAUAAAAGAUUUUUUUUAAUGUGAUUUAUAUUGCUGAGAAAUUGAGAGAGAAUAAUUAGAGAGAAAACCAUUUUCAAGCAUUUGUUAAAGAUGAAAAGUCCUAAAGCCACAAAUAGAAAAAGUUGGAUGUAGUUUCAUGUGACUGAAAUUGUAAGUUAGUUGGCAAGCCAUAAAAGUUUCAGAGAGAAGGCUUGGAGAGGCUUUCUGAGGUUCUUUACUACUUGAAAUACUUUGACAAAUUUUUGGUGAAGAAGGGGAAAAAAUGGAGGCUCUGAACCAGAAGUCUCUUGAAAGAGUUGUAUCACAGAGAGCUCUGCAAAUGGGGAGUUCAUUUCCGUGUCAAAUUUGUGUUGUGGGUUUUCUCUGUGGAGUCUGCCUCGCCUCUUUGUUUCUUGCUACUCUGUCUUCAUUUGGUAGUUUUGAGUUUGGUGGAAUUUCAUUUUCUUCCAUUUCAAUGGGAGCUCCACCUGGGAAUUCAAGUUCAGAAAUUAUCAAUGAUGUUACAAGUACAGACUGCAAAUUUAAAUUGAAGGAAACAGAAAGACGGGUUGAUUCACGUCGAAAUGAAAGAGAAGCUGAGGAUGAGAGAGUGUCCUUAUUGUAUUCAGCUUGGGGUGCUUUACUUACUGAAUCAGUAAUUGAAGAAAGAGAGUUUUCAAAAAGGUUUGGACUAGAAAGAUCCAGUGUGCCCAAUGCUCCUCAUUUUGAGGACUGCAAGUUGAGUGCACGAGUUAAUACACGUCUUGAUGCCCGUUCUGAGAAUGGGGACUUCCCGCCUUGGACAAGUUGGAAGGGACUACUGGACACGUAUCCCGCAUCUGCAGCAAACGAACAAAUUAAACAUUUUAGGCAUCGAGCCAUUUCGGAAGGUGCUAAUCCUCCUUGGAUUACAGGGUCAGAUGAGGAAAAUUAUCCCCUUACUAGGAAAGUGCAACGUGACCUAUGGGUCCAUCAGCAUCCAUCAAACUGCAGUGAUCCUAAUGUAAGAUUUCUUGUAGCUGACUGGGAAAGAUUGCCCGGGUUUGGUAUCGGGGCACAGAUUGCUGGAAUGUGUGGGCUUCUUGCUAUUGCAAUCACUGAAAAAAGGGUCCUUGUCACUAGUUAUUUUAAUCGCGCUGAUCAUGAUGGUUGUAAAGGUUCAUCUAGAUCAAGUUGGUCUUGUUACUUCUUUCCUGAGACCUCGCAAGAAUGUCGAAACCGUGCAUUUCAGCUUAUGGGCAGUAAAGAGGCAUGGGAAAAAGGAAUCAUAACAACAAAAGACAAUUAUAGUUCAAAGGCAAUAUGGGCUGGAAGGACUCCUAGGGUAUGGGGUGAACCUUGGAGUUAUUUGCAGCCAACAACAGAAAUAAAUGGCAGUCUAAUUGCAUAUCAUCGCAAAAUGGAUCGAAGAUGGUGGAGAGCACAGGCGGUACGCUACUUAAUGAGAUUUCACAGUGAUUACAUGUGUGGUUUGAUGAAUGACGCCCGCCACGCUGCAUUUGGAAAGGAAGCUGCAAAAAUGGUUCUUGCAAGUCUUCCCAGAGAAUGGCCAAAUGUUGAAGUUACAAGCAACUCAAGAUCAGAUAUUGAAGAGUUUGUAUGGUCAAGUCACAAACCAUGGAUCCCAAGGCCAUUGCUAAGUAUGCAUGUAAGAAUGGGGGACAAGGCAUGUGAAAUGAAGGUGGUCGAAUUCAAAGAGUAUGUGCAUCUUGCUGGUCGUGUUAGAAAGCAGUUUCCACAUCUGAACAGCAUUUGGCUCUCUACUGAAAUGCAGAAAGUUGUUGAUAAAACAAAACAAUAUCCCCAUUGGAACUUCUACUACACAAAUGUGACGCGUCAAGUGGGAAAUAUUACAAUGGCAAAAUAUGAAGCUAGUCUUGGUAGAAAAACCAGCACAAACUAUCCGCUUGUAAAUUUCUUGAUGGCAACUGAAGCUGACUUCUUUAUUGGAGCUUUGGGUUCGACAUGGUGCUUUCUUAUCGAUGGCAUGAGGAAUACCGGUGGAAAAGUAAUGGCCGGAUACUUGAGUGUCAAUAAGGACCGAUUCUGGUAGAAAUGAAGUGAAACACGAAGUUGUAUAGCUAUGUACAUUAGAACAAUAGUAAAAAAAUCUUUUGAAAAACAAGUCAGACGUCUUCAAGACUGCGUAACUUGUAAGGAAAGAACUCUUAUAACUUCCUUCCAUUGGAGGCGAAGUAUCUGAAAAUCCUUGGUCAAAAGCUUUAUGAUAACAGUACAGUACUGAGAAGUGAGGAGGUUACUUGGCAUCUCAAAGCUGAAUCAUCAUCUAUUCUUCAGAUGAAGUACUAUGGGCUGAAUUCCGGCAUAAAUAUGCGGCUUGGAAGCCAAUGCUCCAAUAGUAUGGGAAAUAAUCAAACUGUAUGUGGGUAGGUAUUCAUUUCUUGUCUAAUGUUUGUAUUGUACAUAUAAUCUAAUGUACAUGUAGUUGAAACAUAAACAUAUAUAUGUGUAUCUAAAAUUACCAUAUCCAAUUUUGUAUCUCCUGAAUACCCUUGCCGGCUAAGACUCA
Molecule: messenger RNA, 2676 nt
Organism: Pistacia vera
Lineage: Eukaryota; Viridiplantae; Streptophyta; Magnoliopsida; Sapindales; Anacardiaceae
Exons: 9
Coding region: 430-2199 (589 amino acids)
Biological process (GO): protein N-linked glycosylation
Molecular function (GO): alpha-(1->6)-fucosyltransferase activity
Source: RefSeq, a predicted model, not a curated record